Messenger RNA from Castor canadensis (American beaver), 1150 nucleotides. Lineage: Eukaryota; Metazoa; Chordata; Mammalia; Rodentia; Castoridae. The record is from RefSeq and is a predicted model, not a curated record.
CGAUAUCAACAUGGAUUAGGGACUCCAGACUUGAGGCAAACCCUUCCCAACCUGAAAAACUUCAUGGAGCAUGGCUGAUGGUCAGGUGCGACAGACAUCACACCUCCAGUGCAAUCCCUGUUCCAAAGAGACAAAGCUCCAUAUUUGGGGGUGCAGCUGUGGGCUACUCUGGGGGGAUUCCUUCCCCAGACAAAGGACACCGAAAACGGGCCAGCUCAGAGAAUGAGAGACUCCAGUACAAAACCCCUCCUCCCAGUUACAACUCAGCGUUAGCACAGCCUGUGCGCACCAUCCCUUCAGUGGGAGAAUCUGAGAGAAAGACGGCAUCUCUGUCCUCUUCCUUGGACACCUCCUUGGACUUUUCCAAAGAAAAUAAGAAAAAAGGGGUGGAUUUGGGUGACACCUUAAACCAGGGCCAUGUGAGUAUGGACACUAGCCAAGAACAAAGAGAAGCCCUCUCUGGGCACCCAGCCACAGUAAAUGGCACACUGCUGCCUGGCGAACAGGCUGGCCCCACCAGUGCCCAGCUUUCAGGCGAGUUCCACUCGGCCCCAGGGGCUGAGCUCUGCUGUGCCGUGGAGCAAGCAGAGGAAAUCAUCGGGCUGGAAGCCACAGGUCUCACCUCAGGCGAUCAGCUAGAAGCGUUUAACUGUAUCCCGGUGGACAGUGCAGUGGCAGUGGAGUGUGAUGAGCAAGUGCUGGGGGAGUUUGAAGAGUUCUCCCGAAGGAUCUAUGCACUGAAUGAAAACGUGUCCAGCUUCCGCCGGCCACGCAGAAGUUCUGAUAAGUGAAGUGAGCAGACAGACAGGAGGACCAGGGCAGAAUCACUGCCUCAAUGACGAUAAAGCUGCACUUACCCUUUUUAAUAAUUAUGCCACAAAAAUGAAUAUUAAUGGAGGAUAUUCCUCAGAAAAACCAACUUUGGGAACAGAGGAGGGACUCAGGAUCAUUGUGUCUCGCAGGCCAGACCAAGUCAAGUUUUGCUUUCAAGAUUUGCUCUUCAGGCCUGAUGAUUGUUUUACGGCAAAAGUCACUCUCUAGUUGAAAGAGCUUAUAGCUCAAGUCACCUUAUGGGUAUCGUCUGCUUUUUAUUUACACAUCUAUGUUAUCCUGAGAGGGAAAAUGAUAAUAUAUAAGUAAUAUAAUGAAC